Molecule: messenger RNA, 6962 nt
Organism: Parus major (Great Tit)
Lineage: Eukaryota; Metazoa; Chordata; Aves; Passeriformes; Paridae
Gene: SCAI
Product: suppressor of cancer cell invasion
Exons: 18
Coding region: 145-1872 (575 amino acids)
Biological process (GO): DNA-templated transcription
Cellular component (GO): nucleus
Molecular function (GO): transcription corepressor activity
Source: RefSeq, a predicted model, not a curated record
CCGGGACCGUGCUCGGGUCCGGCGGGUGUGGACGGUGAUCGGGGCCGUCCGGCAGCGCCUGCCCCGCUCCGACCCGGCCUCCAGCUAAGCCUGGAAAACCUUAGCCAAAAGACAGCAAACCACAGGGAAGUGGAGACGUGUGUGAUGACUGAGCUUGCCAUAAAAGAAAUCAUGUCAUCAGGGGGAGCUGAAGAUGAUAUUCCUCAAGCAGAGAGAAAAACUGUGACAGACUUUUGCUACUUACUGGAUAAAUCUAAGCAGCUCUUCAAUGGCUUAAGGGAUUUACCUCAGUAUGGGCAGAAGCAGUGGCAGUCCUAUUUUGGGCGAACAUUUGAUGUUUACACCAAACUCUGGAAGUUCCAACAGCAGCACCGACAAGUAUUGGACAAUCGGUAUGGGUUGAAGAGGUGGCAAAUUGGGGAAAUUGCUUCCAAGAUUGGGCAGCUCUAUUACCAUUAUUACCUGCGCACCUCCGAAACCAGCUAUCUCAACGAGGCUUUCUCCUUCUACUCAGCAAUUAGGCAGAGGUCCUACUACUCCCAAGUCAACAAAGAAGACAGGCCCGAAUUAGUGGUUAAGAAGCUGCGCUACUAUGCAAGGUUUAUAGUGGUUUGUCUCCUGCUCAACAAGAUGGAUGUUGUAAAGGACCUUGUAAAGGAGCUGUCAGAUGAAAUUGAAGACUACACACAUCGUUUCAAUACUGAAGAUCAGGUGGAGUGGAACCUGGUUCUUCAGGAAGUGGCAGCAUUUAUUGAGGCAGACCCUGUCAUGGUUUUAAAUGAUGACAACACCAUUGUAAUCACCUCUAACAGGCUUUCUGAGACGGGAGCUCCGUUGCUGGAGCAGGGGAUGAUAGUGGGACAGCUUGCUCUUGCAGAUGCGCUCAUUAUUGGGAACUGCAACAACCAGGUCAAGUUCAGUGAAUUAACAAUUGACAUGUUCCGAAUGCUGCAAGCCCUGGAGAGGGAACCCAUGAACUUGGCAUCACAAAUGAACAAACCUGGAAUGCAGGAGUCAACAGAGAAGCCAGCCAGGCGGGAAAACCCCCACAAAUACCUACUUUAUAAACCAACUUUCAGCCAGCUAUAUACAUUUUUAGCAGCGUCAUUUAAGGAGCUGCCUGCCAACAGCGUGCUGCUGAUUUACCUGUCUGCCACGGGCGUGUUCCCAUCAGGUCGUUCGGAUAGUGAAGGUCCGUACGAUUUUGGGGGUGUGCUGACCAACAGUAACCGGGACAUCAUCAAUGGGGACGCCAUCCACAAGCGCAACCAGUCCUACAAGGAGAUGCACUGCCUUCACCCUGGAGAUCUCUACCCUUUCACCAGAAAGCCCCUGUUCAUCAUCGUGGAUUCUUCCAACAGCGUUGCCUACAAGAAUUUCACAAACUUAUUUGGACAACCAUUGGUGUGCUUGCUUUCUCCAACAGCAUAUCCAAAAGCAUUACAAGAUCAGUCUCAGCGGGGUAGCCUCUUCACACUCUUUCUGAACAAUCCGUUAAUGGCAUUCCUGUUUGUCUCUGGAUUAUCAAGCAUGCGCCGAGGAUUAUGGGAGAAGUGUCAGGAUUACCUCAGAAAAAUCAACCGGGACAUUGCCCAGCUGCUGACCCACUCCCGAUCCAUAGACCAGUCAUUUCUUCAGUUUUUUGGGGAUGAAUUUCUUCGCUUGCUUCUCACGAGAUUUAUCUUCUGUUCAGCUACUAUGAGGAUGCACAAAAUCUUCCGGCAGGAGACUCGAAAUUAUCCUGAAUCUUAUCCUCAGCUGCCAAGAGAUGAAACGGUGGAGAACCCUCACCUCCAAAAGCACAUUUUGGAGCUGGCUUCCAUACUGGAUGUUAGGAAUGUUUUCCUGGAAAACACACUCGAUGACUACUAAAAGAAACUGUCUUACAGCAAAGGGGAUUCCCUGGCCACAGAUUUUGAAUGGUGCAGUUUUAUAAUGUGAAAAUCAUAAAAGGAAGUACUUGAUUUUAUUUUUAAAUUUAGGACCAUUAUUUUAAAAAAUAAUAAUAAACAGCUAUUAGUUGAGCUGUUCCAUUCUGUAUGGGGUCAAUUUUAUAAGCAGAAGUUUUCAUGUCUUUUAAAUGUUAAAGAAUCACUAGAGGUUUAUUUCUGGUCUUGUGGCUGUCAACCACAUUUCCAACAGCUGAUCCUAAGUAUAGAAGUAUUAUUGGUUAUACCUUUAGCCCACAUUUGUGGAAAUCCUUUAUUUUUAUACAAUUUUAAGAAAUUGGAAAGAAAAAAAAUCAACAGAAAAAAACCAAUAUUUUAUCCCCAAAGAGUUUGGAUUUGAAAAGGUAAAGAUGGAACCACACAGUGCAAACCAACAAUAGCAAUAACACAGAUUCCUUCAUAACAAAUAUAUUUUUUCAGUCUUAGGCAAGUGAGGAGACAAAACUGUGGACAAUUAAGUUGCAUUUGGAGCAGUGCUUUGAAGUGAAUUUUUAAAGAUACUUAAUGCUCCCUAUAAGUUUGAUGCAGCAGUUUUCUGUAUGAACCCAAGGACCCGGUUGGGCAGGUGAUCAAUAGGUGAACAAACUGCAAACCCUGAAAUUCAGCCCUCACCUCUCACUGUCGUGUGGGGCAUCCUGCACAGGAGGAGGGGGCAUUCUUCAGUUUGAGGUACUAUAUAGAAAUUCCAGCAUUUCCAGCAGGUGUUCCCCUCCUUUCCAUGUGUGGAUGGAAUGUGUGGCUCCCAGAGCAUGCUCACUCCCUGACAGGAGCUGAGAGGAUGUCCUGUACAGUGCUGUGCCUGCCCCUCCUGUCACUCGUGUGUGUGACCCCACUGUGCCACAGCCCCGUGCCCCGGGAGAGGUGCUGAUGUUCCCCUUGCAGGUGAAACCAAGUGGGAGCUGCCAUAACCCCCUGGAUGUUUUGCAUGUCCCCCCUAUGACUCAGUCCUGCCCUGGAAGCAGGAGCAGUGAGGGGCUCGGCUCCCCAGCCUGAGAGCUCAGGAGGGGCAUCUGCAGGAGGACAGUGGCCUUUGGGAAGGGGCUGGCUGGAGAAGGCUCUUGUGGCUGCUGGGAAGAGUGCUGGCUGGCUCAUAUGGGACUGCACUGCCUGCCCUGCAGAGCUAGAGCAGCUCCUGGCAGUGCAGGGUGAGCAAGAAUGAGGGAACGGAGAUACUUUAAGCUAUUAAAUGGAAGAGUCAAUUGCCACUGUUCCAUGGGCUGCUAGAAAAGAAGUGAGAGGACAAGUCCAGUCAGUGCUUUUUGUUGAACCCCAGCCAUGCCUCAUGCUUAGGUGGAAACAGUGUAGAACUUGGUGACUGCUGUAGUGUCAUGGCAGUCCUGGGUGCAGAGCAUCACCCAGGGUGUGGUCUGGUCAGCCAGGUGAGCACUGGUGGGUCCAUCCUGCCGAGGGAUCACAGUGUGCAAUAGCAGGAACGGCUGCAGUGUAGCUGGGGAGUUUGCAUGAAGGUUCUCUGUAGCUGGGCUGAAGCUUGCACCAUCCGUUCUUUAUUUCCCAAGUGUACAAAAUCCUGUGAAUGCUUGUGUUUGUCCUAAGCAGUCUUGAAGCUGGUACAUUGAGACCCCCCCACCCCUUGGUGCUGCUCUUUGGACUCUGGCAGGAUUUCAUUUCCCGGGCUGUGGAGUCUGUUCUAACAAGUGUGUGUUCAUGUGUGUGCAUGUGUGUGCUCGGCGUUUGUGUGUGUAUGUACAGUACACAUACAUCUACUGGCUGGUGUAAAUUGUAAAUAUGUAUAUAUGUAUAGGUACUUGUAUAUGUAUUAAAAAGAAUGAACCACUACAAUGUCUAUAUACAAAAUUUAUAUAUACACACAUACGCCAUGUUGGGUGGAUUCCACAAGGUGCUGCAGAUCAUUUGUGGUUGUACUAAAGGUUAUGGCUCUUCUUCCACUGUAAUUUGCUGUUUCCAGGGACUUACCCUUGGACCUUGAAGUAAUUGAUAACUGAUUCCAGGUACAGGAGCCCUUAGCUGAUCCCUGCCUUUCUGCCUAGUAGGAGGUCCCCAGUUGCUAAAACAUGGGAUUGUAUGUGGAGGCUCAAGAUGCAGGAAGCCUUUAAUGCAGCAGCAAGUGAGAGGCAGGUUAUUUGUUGCCCUUCCUGCUGUUCCUCUACCAUCAGUGUUCAGCUUGCAUGGAAAGGGGGAAUUGAGUUUUCCCCAGCUCACUGCCUUCCAGCCAAAUGCUUUUGCUUUGCUUUAGCUUUUGCUUUGAUGAAGCUAUUCUUAUUUUGGUUCCAUCUCUGUGGAAAAGAGUAUGCUGUUUCCAAGCAUAGGAGUGAUGAUGAUGACGAUUCCACUCGUGUGGGCUGGUGAACCUCUGGGACAUUGCUUGUGAAUUGACUGGGAAAGUCUUGGUGGUCCUCACCUUUGUUUAGCCAGGCUGAAGUGGGGAGUCCUUGCAUGUGACCUGAGAGGCUUCUAUCAUUUGCAGCCCUUCAAGGAAGUUCUGUUUGCUUUUUGCCAAGGUAGAUCUCAUCAGAGAAGAAUGCACUUUUUAAAAUACAUAAUGCCCUGAAGAAGCUGGAAUGUAGGAGGAGAAUGUAGGCCUUCAAAAUUAGUUCAGAAAUUGAACUUAGCAGCAAUGACUGUCCAAGUCAAAAAUUAAUUCUUGAGGUUCCUAAUUCUCCUCUUACCUGCUGAUCUUUGUUAGAAGGUCCAGAGCUGGGACAUUCAUAGAUAAAGAUUUCACUCAUCUUCACUCAUGGGAGGAGUAUGGAAUUGUACUGUGGAAGCAGAGGGCUCAUACCCUCUGCUCUAGCUGUAGCUAGGAUGAGUGUCUUGGAUUUUGAGCCAGCCCCUUCUUUCCCACCCAAAGAACUGCAUUCAAGAUGAAAAUGUUGAUAUUUUCCCCUCCAAGUAAAAGCUUGUCUUGUUUGAACUAAGUCAUUCUAAAUUUGUGCUACUGUGUGCUCUGUGCUAUGGUCGUAGGUACCUCUUGGUGUAUGCUUGUGUGUACUGAAGAAAAUCUGGUUUCUGUAUCUCGCAGUCCUCAGUGUGGAAGCGAAGCAAAGACUGACCCAUUUUUAAGUGAGAAGAGAACAAAUCCUUUUCUUCUCAGGCCUGAUGCCUUCCCUCUUGUCUCGCUCUCCCUUUCUCCAUGUAUCUUUAUUGCUUAUAUUAGCGGAGAUGACUUGCCAGCACCAGGCAAUGCCAAAUUAAAGGGGUAAAUUCUGCCUGUAAUACAUUGAGAGGACAAGGUGAACUGGACCAGCUGUGUCCUUACAGGACUGCUCCUGCCUGGCUCCCUACUCCCUGCAUGUGGUGUGCUCAGAUGAAUCCUGCUCCCACAGUAGGUUUGUGCUCCUGCUCAAACUGGCUUUGGAACAUCUCGCCAAAGUUACUGCCGUUGCCUUUUUUUCCCCUUUUGGCUUCUCCAAAUAACAGUGACAGGGCAAUGCAGGGUUAUGGGUCUUUAAUGCUCAGCUUUUUAAUUCCUCUUGGGAUGUGAUGUGUCAUUUUGCUUUGUGCACCAGCUAAAUGGAGCACCAGCCUCCAUGAGCUGCACAAACAGAACUUGUUCCCUGGAGUGCUUUCUUGAGAAGUUUCAGGACCUUUCUGUGAGCAAAAAUCAAAAUAAUGUCUGUCAAGUCAUGUCUGACUAAACCUCUCAAGACUGUUCCCCAGGGAGAUGUGCAGAGAUGUCUUUAAAGGAUCAUAGGAAAUUGAUGGGGGCAACAGGAAAUUUGGCUCUAAUUAAUCAUCUUUAGAAGCUACAAUUUGAGUAGAUCUAGUCAGGCUUCUCCCCUAAGGGUGGGAUGGAAGUGCUGUUCCAUAGCCCUUCCCUGGCAUGAGUUAGGAAGCACCUCCCCUGCAUCAUCGCCUCCCAUGUCCUGUAACCAUGCUGUGCUGCAAGUCUGCUCCUUCCCAAAGCUAAAAAUCUUGGAAUCUGUCUCAACAACUGUUUUGUCUUGAGAUCUCUUUUGUAAAAGCUUUACCUGUGUUCGAUUCCUCAGUAAAUGUCUGAGUGCAGCUCCGUGGUGCAGCAACGGCCGAGCCUCACUCAGUCCUGGGGGUGUUGGCAGCUGCUCUGUGGUGGCUGUGGCUGCUCCUGGGGCUGAGGGAGCUCUGCAGGCAGGAGAAGUUACCUGAACAAGGGAAAAAAAAAGUUUCGGAGAGCUGAAAACUGCUCUGUGGCCUUGUAAGGUCAGACUGGACACAGCAGCUGGGGCAAAGCUCUCCAGAGCAGAUUAUACACUCCUGUAACACUGGACUUGCAAAGCAAUACUGUUCUGUGACCAAAUGUAUUUGGGUGCUUUGAAGAUCCAUAGAGAUCCGCUCAAGAGAGCAGAGGACACACGUAACUUCUUUAGAUUUAGGAGUAAGUCAGCCACUUCUUGUUUUCCCAUCUAAACCAUUAUUGUGCCAAGACUGAGGAGAGCUAGUUCAGGAUUUCUGAAUCUGACACUUUUUGGGGUUAAGGACUGUCUCUGAAUUCUGCCCAGAUGCACCCAUAGAUGUUUUGUUCCUGGUUUCACUCCUGUUGGGAGCAGACCCCAGCACAGCUUGCUGGCCUGCAGGAGCCCCAGAGCAGAAUAGAUCUCACCAGCCCAGUCCCAGCAGCUGCUCCUUCCACAAUAAACCCUACUGGGAGGAUCUGCCCUCUUGACUUCACAGAUGGCUUUUGGCGUGUGUUUAUUACCAUUCUGCCAUUGACCUGGUUUGUUGGGAGCAGGAUUCUGCCUCAUGCAGGCUGAAAAGCACAACUUGAUUCUGCCCUGGGCAAGGCCCGGUGAGAAGGAUGAGGGGAGCGCAGGUGGGAGUGUUCGGGAGCGUUCUGGGAAUGCAGAGGGACCGUGCCUCGGGCAGCCCAGCUGCGGAGGUACAGGGAGCGUUUUGCCUCUCUGAGAAUCAAAUUAUUUAUUACCAAAAGUAAUUUUAUAGUGAGUUGGUUGAAAGUUAUUUUACAGCUGUGUGCCUGUAUAUCGUAUUUUGGUAAAAACGGAUAUUUUCCUUAAAAUAUAUAGAGAUAUAUAAAUAAACUUUUUUUGAGCAAAUGGA